CGCCUGCUCAGAUCUAACCUGUGGCAGCACCGACGCCAAGCUCAACAUGGAAGCCACAAAGGCUGCUGCCGAUUGACUCUUCCCCAUGAUCCAUGAUUUCUCUGCCGACCUGGCCAGCGCCCCUUCUCCCACCGGUCAACAUCGUCUUUCUCGGCAGGUCCCAGCAAUGGCUUAUGUUCCAAUUUCAUCUAAGAUUCUGCUUGAUGGUAUGUUAGAGAAGGUUGUCCUUCCAGCGGCCACCUACUCGGCGCGCCCAACAGAGGGCACGUGUCUGGAGGUCACCUUUACCUUUUACCCAAUCAAGAUCAAGCUCGGGAGGUCACCAGUCAAAGUUUCCCUGUCUACCUCGCAGCACCAGGAUCUAGCAGAAGCUCAGGAUUAUGUGGCUGCUGCAGCAAUUAAGUACAUGGAUGCUUACGUGGGCGUGGUUCCAAAAUAUUACCAUUAUGAUCAACUAAGGACUGUGGAAAAGGCAAAUGUACUAUUGGGUCAGCAGCUUAAGGCAAUGAAGAGGGACAAUGCAUUUCUAAAACAAAAGCUGAAAGAGAGCCUUGGCAAAAACAAGCUCCUGAGCAAAGGAUGGGAUGGAUCCUUGAGCACGGAACAGACCAUCGUCAACAACCUUAACCAUCUGGUCAGCAGCAGGCUAAGCCCAGGGUCUACUCCAGAUGACCUGGAGCUCAAUAAUGUUCUUCUCAAUGUAGAGGCCAGCUAUGAAUACCUUCAGCAGUACACUGAUGAGGCCAAGGUUAACCUUCAAGAAACUGGUGUCUAUCCUUAUGGCCAGGAGUAGUCAACAGACGACGAUGAGCACCUGGCAACCUCACUUGAUGAUGAACAGAUCUUCGGCAAUGAAGGACUGCUCUAAUGAUUUAUGUGUCAUACCUGAAGAUCACUUCUAACAGCCUUGCAAGAAUCUUCAGAUCACUACUAUCAUCAUUAGAGCCAGUUGUUGCUCCCUACUAAUAUAGUUAU
Triticum aestivum (bread wheat) is the source of this 975-nucleotide messenger RNA. RefSeq lists its product as uncharacterized. NCBI's taxonomy places the organism in Eukaryota, Viridiplantae, Streptophyta, Magnoliopsida, Poales, Poaceae. Bases 86 to 793 code for a protein of 235 amino acids. The record is from RefSeq and is a predicted model, not a curated record. The transcript is spliced from 3 exons.